GUGCCUGGAGGUCCCCUGCCACCAGAUCCUAAAAAUGCCAACAUUUCCUUAACUCUGUCUUCUAAGUUUCUCAAAGUAAUUGUCACUCAAAGUGCCAAGCAGAGCUCUGUCAAGAUGAAUAACCUGGCUGCAAGCAUCACCAAAAUAGUCUACUCCUUCCAGUCAGGAAACCAAAUCCAAGCCACCUACUGGGUCACUGUGGAAAAGGAUGGUGAUAGUUUUGCUACUGGGAAAACGACCUUGAUCCUCUCCCAUGACUGCAAGAUUUUGAAAGACAAACUGAUACCAAACAUCAAGGUUAAGAGCUCUGAACACUCGGUGACACCCCCUGAGGCUGAGGAUGAGGUGCAAGAUAUAAUGCCCGUGGUUCUGAAGAAAGUUUUGUCUGCCAUUAACGAACUGACAAGUAUAUGGAAUGUGCCACCAGGAAUAACCUCAAAUUCUCUAACCAAAGCCAAGGUUGAAGUACUUAAAUCGACCAAGUCCUUUUGA
This is a messenger RNA of Enhydra lutris kenyoni (northern sea otter), 492 nucleotides long. Its product is annotated as vomeromodulin-like. The record is from RefSeq and is a predicted model, not a curated record. Gene Ontology annotation, biological process: sensory perception of smell. The transcript is spliced from 7 exons. The coding region runs from base 115 to 492 and encodes 125 amino acids. Lineage: Eukaryota; Metazoa; Chordata; Mammalia; Carnivora; Mustelidae.